UUAACUAGGACGCAGAUUGACAUUGAUAUACCAACUCAUGAACCACCACGGCGCCGCAACUGGGCGGCUAUAGAUAUCAAAGUGCUACAGGAAUUGCUUAGCCAACUUAUUGUACCAAGGCUUGUAAAUGCAUUAAAAUCUCAUAUUAAACUUGCAACAGUGGCCUUUACAGCGGCUAUUCGCAAAGCGGUUGAUCAAUCAGUUCUAUGGGCUCGUCUAAGUGCGUGGAGUAAUCCGGAUUUUACACGUAAAUGUAAAGAGGCUGUACAAACCUGCCGCCAGCUACGAUGUCAACUCUCAAACACCCACAAUCCGUGGAUCUGGAGGGCUUACCUACAAGCCCGCAACAAGAAGAAAUGCCUGCAGGCGAUAGAGCAAGGCCCCUUAGGCCUCUGGAAAUUAGCAAAAUGGGCACACUCGCGUAAUGGAGUGUAUAAAUCAGGAAUUACCUCAACCCUACAAGACCUCGAUAGCCAUAUGGCGGAAACAGUGGAAGCAAAAACGCAGCUUCUUAGAGAAGCGUUCUUCCCACCAAUAUCCGUCACAAUUGAAUUCCCAGAGAUCCUAUGUCAUAAGAUUGAGCAUGUUAUUUGUUCAAUACCACCAGAUAAAGUACUAGGUGAGGAUGGCAUUCCAAACAGCUUCUGGCAUAAAAUCAUUGGCAUCCUAGUGAUCAUUGACACUCUAUAUGAGAUCUUUAAUGCCUGCCACUUAAUUACCAUCGUACUGUGUAAAGAUGGCAACAGGGACUAUCACAUACCCAAGGCAUAUAGACCUGUAGCCUUGCUUAACACGCUUGGCAAGUUUCUCAAAGCAAUUAUUGCACGCCACAUCAGCUAUGCCAUGGAAAGUGAAGGAUUGCUUCCUUCAAGCCACCUAGAUGGCCGUAAAGGAAUAUCCAUGGAUCAUGCCAUACAGAUUAUCCUCGAUCGAAUCCGUGGAGCCUAG
Talaromyces stipitatus ATCC 10500 is the source of this 948-nucleotide messenger RNA. RefSeq lists its product as uncharacterized. NCBI's taxonomy places the organism in Eukaryota, Fungi, Ascomycota, Eurotiomycetes, Eurotiales, Trichocomaceae. The record is from RefSeq and is a predicted model, not a curated record. The transcript has 4 exons. The annotation marks the transcript as partial.